UCCCCAAACAGCCUUCAAGAGUUAGGGAUUGAAAUUGGAAAAGAAAGAGGGAAAAACACAGUUGCCUGAAAAGGUGAAGCAGCAUAUUGCUACUAACUUCACCUCUGCACUCGAGCUCCUACUUGUGGGUGUAUCUACAAUGGCGGACGAAGAUUUCCCACCUCCGGUGAGGUUGAUGAAUUUUGUCUCCGAAGAACAGUUGGCAGAAUCCAAGAAAACUCGGGGUGCUCGGGUUGAAGACGGAACUGCUCAGAGAGAUCGCCCACUUUAUGAGAUCUUGAUGGAGAACAAGGACAAGAAAGAUGCUGAAUUUAAUGAACGCUUUAAACACCAACCACCCAAAGCCUUAGAUGAGGACGAGACCGAGUUUCUUGAGAAGCUUGAAAUGUCAAGGAGAGAAUAUGAGAAGCAAGUGGCUGAUGAAGAAGACGAGCAGCUGCGAAGUUUUCAAGCUGCUGUUGCUGCAAAGUCUACGAUUGUACACGAAAUCAAGGAGAUGCCUCUUGUUCCCAAAGUCCAGGAGCCGAAAUUAAUUAAGAGGAAGAAUCCUCCAGCUAAUCCAUUGGGAAUGAUUGUCAAAAUCAAGCCACAAGCUAAGAAAGCUAAGAUGGAUCUGGUAUCUUCCGUCUCUUCUUUGACAACAGCUACCAAAGCAUCCAAUGAUGACAAAAAACAGCCUUCAUCAGAUGUUGAUAACGUAUCCAAAUCUGAAACAGAAGAAUCCCAGAGAUUAACAAAAAGACCUAGUGCUAAUGCUGACAACCACGAACCUGUUACAAUAGGUGGUUUGGUUUCAUAUAGUGAUGAAAGUGACGAUGAUUGACUGUGGCAUGUUCAUAUAUUAAUGAGAAUUUGCCUUGGUUUAACCACAUCUCGAGAGGAACUAAAGCCAAACAAAUUCACUGUCACAUCCUCUUUUAUGUGUUCUAGCAGAGACACAAACUGCUUUCUUCAAACACGUACAAUAUUAAAUUUCUGUAGAAGAUAA
Solanum tuberosum (potato) is the source of this 988-nucleotide messenger RNA. RefSeq lists its product as uncharacterized. NCBI's taxonomy places the organism in Eukaryota, Viridiplantae, Streptophyta, Magnoliopsida, Solanales, Solanaceae. The record is from RefSeq and is a predicted model, not a curated record. The transcript is spliced from 7 exons. Bases 140 to 823 code for a protein of 227 amino acids. Gene Ontology annotation, cellular component: nucleus.